This is a messenger RNA of Chiloscyllium plagiosum (whitespotted bambooshark), 730 nucleotides long. It is a transcript of the gene ndufb10, whose product is annotated as NADH:ubiquinone oxidoreductase subunit B10. The record is from RefSeq and is a predicted model, not a curated record. Lineage: Eukaryota; Metazoa; Chordata; Chondrichthyes; Orectolobiformes; Hemiscylliidae. Gene Ontology annotation, cellular component: respiratory chain complex I.
GAGAGUGCGGCUGCGCAGUUCGUGGUGGGCCCUGACGGUCGGAGCGAUGCCUGAGGACUGGGACAAGGACGUUUACCGGCAGCCGGACAGCCGGACCCCGGAGGUGGACAAGAAGACCGGACUGCCCAACCCGGCGGUUAUUGUCAGCAAACUAUUCUACUACACGGUCGACUUGCCGGUUACAACCUUCAGAGAUUGGGUGGAACGCCAGCGAGAAAAAAACAAGUUCUAUUACUAUCACCGUAAUUUCAGACGAGUGCCAGAUUUGACGGAGUGCACUUUGGGUGAUUUCCUCUGUUACUAUGAGGCAGAGAUGCAGUGGAGAAGAGACUACAAGGUUGAUCAGGAAAUUAUAAAAAUUCUUCAGGAGCGUCUGAGGGCCUGUCAGCAGAGGGAAGGGCACAGCUAUGUACAGAAUUGUGCUAAGGAGCUCGAACAAUUCAAGCAGGGAGCAAAAGGCUACCAAUCAAGAUAUGGUGACUUGGGAGCUUAUGCUAGUGGCAGAAAGUGUCUAAUGAAACAGAAACAUCGAAUGAUUGAGGAGAGGGAGCAGGCAGCAUCUGAAGCAUGAACAGGUCCCACCAGAAAGUGAUGUUCUUUCAAAAUUACUUUUAUGACAAACUGUCAUCUAUAAUGUAUAGUCUGAAUGUGUUCAAAUUGUUAAAUGCUAUAUUUCACAUGAAUGUGACUCCAGCAUACGGAACCUUAUAAAAUAACAUGCCAUAACUUA